Molecule: messenger RNA, 1907 nt
Organism: Lagenorhynchus albirostris (white-beaked dolphin)
Lineage: Eukaryota; Metazoa; Chordata; Mammalia; Artiodactyla; Delphinidae
Gene: PAOX
Product: polyamine oxidase
Exons: 7
Coding region: 121-1722 (533 amino acids)
Molecular function (GO): polyamine oxidase activity
Source: RefSeq, a predicted model, not a curated record
CGCCCCGAGCCCCCUUCAAACUCCGGCCCCGCCCCGCGUCCCGGGCCAACUUCGCGUCUUUUCCCGGCUCUCCGAGCCUCCGAGCGGCGGGGACGCGCGGGAACUGCCCGGGACGGCGCGAUGCAGUCGAGUGACCGUCAGGCGGAGGCCCCUGGCCGCGGCCCGCGGGUGCUGGUGGUGGGCGGUGGCAUCGCGGGGCUGGGCGCGGCGCAGAGGCUCUGCUGCCACCCGGCCUUUCCGCACCUGCGGGUUCUGGAGGCCACGGCCCGCGCCGGUGGCCGCAUCCGCUCGGAGCGCAGCUUCGGUGGUGUGGUGGAGGUGGGCGCUCACUGGAUCCAUGGGCCCUCGCAGGGCAACCCCGUCUUCCAGCUGGCUGCCAAGUACGGGCUUCUGGGGGAGAAGGCAUUGUCGGAGGAGAACCAGCUGAUCGAGACCGGGGGUCACGUGGGCCUGCCCUCUGUGUCCUAUGCCAGCUCCGGGGGAAGUGUGAGCCCUGAGCUGGUGGCCGAGAUGGCCAGACUGUUCUACAGUCUCAUAGACCAGACCAGGGAGUUCCUGCAUGCGGCUGAGACCCCCGCCCCCAGUGUCGGGGAGUACCUCAAGAAGGAGAUCCGCCAGCACAUGGCCGGCUGGACAGAGGAGGAGGAGACCAAGAGGCUCAAGCUGGCCAUCCUGAACAACUUGUUCAACGUGGAGUGCUGUGUGAGCGGUACCCACAGCAUGGACCUGGUGGCCCUCGCACCUUUCGGGGAGUACACUGUGUUGCCAGGGUUGGACUGCACCUUUCCUGGAGGCUACCAAGGACUCACAGACCGCAUCAUGGCCUCCCUGCCCAAGGACGUGAUGGUUUUUAACAAGCCAGUGAAGACCAUUCACUGGGAUGGGUGCUUCGAGGAAGCUUCUGCUCCUGGGGAGACGUUUCCGGUGCUGGUGGAAUGUGAGGAUGGAGGCUGCUUCCCAGCGCAUCACGUGGUCGUCACCGUGCCGUUAGGUUUUCUUAAAGAACGUCUGGACACCUUCUUUGAGCCACCGCUGCCCACCGAGAAGGCGGAAGCGAUCAGGAAAAUAGGCUUUGGGACCAACAAUAAAAUCUUCCUGGAGUUUGAGGAGCCUUUCUGGCAGCCAGACUGCCAGCACAUCCAGGUGGUGUGGAGGGACACGUCGCCCCUGGAGGACGCCGCCCCCAAGUUGCAGGAUGCCUGGUUCAAGAAGCUUGUUGGCUUUUGGGUCCUGCCUUCCUUCGGCAGGGCCAGCCAGGUGCUCUGCGGCUUCAUCGCAGGGCUCGAGUCUGAGUUCAUGGAGACGCUAUCGGACGAGGACGUGCUCCUGUCUCUGACACAGGUGCUCCGCAGGGUGACAGGGAAUCCCCGGCUCCCCGCGCCCAGGAGUGUGCUGAGGUCCCGCUGGCAUAGUGCCCCACACACCCGGGGCUCCUACAGCUACGUGGCCGUGGGCAGCUCCGGGGACGACCUGGACCUGCUAGCCCAGCCUCUCCCUGCGGACGGCAGGGGUGCCCAGCUCCAGGUCCUGUUUGCAGGGGAAGCCACACACCGGACGUUUUACUCCACCACGCACGGAGCUCUGCUGUCCGGCUGGAGGGAGGCUGACCGGCUCAUCGCUCUGUGGGAUUCGCAGGCACAGCGGUCUGAGCCCGGCUCUGAGCUCGGCUCUGCUCCCCCAGUUCCCGGGUCCCGGGGAGGCUGGCCCCACCCUUUCCUUUGAUGGACAAGGUUCAGUCGGGCUUGGGAUUUGGGAUGUUAAUGUCACUGGGGUCAGCUCCCUCCUUUCCCAAGUCGCUGGAGUCCGGCCAGGGCUGAACUUGAGCUGAGCGCGAAGUCUUCCUGGAGAAGGGAGGGGUGGGAUGCUGCUGCUGAUGCGGUUGGAAGAACAUAAACUGUGUAAAAGUG